UUCAAAACUCCAAACCCUAACCUCAAAGCUUGUCCGUCACUCCGUACCAAAUCCUAAGCUUGUGUCCCGCCGCCCGCUGCUGCUACCGCCGGCGGAUCCCAAUCAGCGAGAUGGGAAAAGCAAAGAAAAAAUCUCCCAAGUUUGCGGUCAUGAAGAAGCUAGUCACCUCCAAAGCUAUCAAACAGUACAAAGAGGAGGUUUUGAACCCUAACAAGAAAGAUUUGACAAAGCUUCCUCCAAACGUGCCGUAUGUUUCAUCUGCUCUUUUCUUCAAGCACAACACUGCUUUGGGGCCGCCUUAUCGGGUUUUGGUUGAUACCAACUUCAUCAAUUUCUCCAUCCAGAAUAAAUUGGAUUUGGAGAAAGGAAUGAUGGACUGCUUAUAUGCAAAAUGUACCCCUUGCAUCACAGAUUGUGUGAUGGCCGAGCUUGAGAAAUUAGGUCAGAAGUACCGGGUUGCUUUGAGGAUUGCAAAGGAUCCUAGAUUUGAAAGACUCCCCUGUAGCCACAAAGGAACUUAUGCUGAUGACUGCCUCAUUGAAAGAGUUACACAGCAUAAAUGUUACAUUGUAGCAACAUGUGAUCGAGACCUAAAGCGAAGGAUCCGCAAGAUUCCAGGUGUACCAAUCAUGUACAUUACACAGCACAAGUAUUCAAUUGAGCGGCUGCCCGAAGCCACAAUUGGCGGCGCACCUAGGAUCUGAUGACAUGAGCUUCAUCAUCUUCCAACUCAUGAAGUUGACAGUUUUGUUGUUAAUGCUGUUAUGCGGCCUAUGAAGAUCCGCUUUGGAUUGGCCUCAGGAAUUAUUUUCCUGUUUUGGAGGUGCUGGGAAGGUUCCUAUGAGAUAGUAGCCAUGAAGUUUUUUGUAGGAUACCAAGUUGACAUAUUUGUCUUGUACUAGAGCUAUGCUAUCAGCUAUGCCUGCCCUUUUUAUGUGGGAUAUAUCGACAGCAAAGUAGAUAUAUACAAUGAUCAUUUAGUACGUAAAACAAGAUGCUCUAAUAUACAAUCAGAUUGUAUUUAUCAAUUAGCAGUGUAA
Molecule: messenger RNA, 1040 nt
Organism: Diospyros lotus (date-plum)
Lineage: Eukaryota; Viridiplantae; Streptophyta; Magnoliopsida; Ericales; Ebenaceae
Exons: 9
Coding region: 111-704 (197 amino acids)
Cellular component (GO): nucleolus; small-subunit processome
Source: RefSeq, a predicted model, not a curated record